Messenger RNA from Zasmidium cellare ATCC 36951, 1044 nucleotides. RefSeq lists its product as uncharacterized. The transcript is spliced from 4 exons. Bases 1 to 1044 code for a protein of 347 amino acids. Gene Ontology annotation, biological process: ergosterol biosynthetic process. Lineage: Eukaryota; Fungi; Ascomycota; Dothideomycetes; Mycosphaerellales; Mycosphaerellaceae. The record is from RefSeq and is a predicted model, not a curated record. Gene Ontology annotation, molecular function: C-4 methylsterol oxidase activity; iron ion binding.
AUGCAUCUCGAAGGACGACGACCACGCGACUCCAUGAAGUCAACAUGGAGGAACGACAAGAGUCAGUGGGGUUUUGCCCAUAAGUUCCUCAUCACCCUCGACGCCUUCCAUCAAUACCCAGACCAAGAAGUUCCUGUCCAUGCAAAGACAGAUCCACUCCCAGCGCUGUCUCAAUGGUCAACCCAUCGAUACAUCCUUCUCAGAGCACUAUGGCCAAUCGCCCUCCAAUAUCUCUACAUUGCCCUCACUGGCUGGCGCUUGCACCCCGUCGGUGCAUUUCUCCUCUACACCGUCGCGAUGCAACUCAACUCGAUCCGAGAAGUCAAGAUUCUUCGACGACUGGCUCACAAAUACGGCUUCCUCGAUGGAGACAAGCACGAGCGAGACCAAGUACCUGAUGCAGGCGUCGAUAAAGUCUUUUGGUCGGUGCAGAUGACAACAACGAUUCGACCGAUGUUCACAAUCUUCCUUGCCUACCGCUCGAAGGAGCCUUUCUCUUUGAGCUGGUGGCUGCCAUUGGAGCUGGCCCUGUAUUCCGUCGUCUUGGAUUUCUGGUUCUACCUCUACCACAGGGGCUGCCAUGAGCUUGAUGGUCUCUGGAAGUACCACCGAACCCACCAUCUUACCAAGCAUCCUUCGCCCCUCCUUUCAUCCUACGCAGAUAGCGAGCAGGAGUUCUUGGAGAUUGCACUCAUCCCUCUUCUCACGUAUGGGACGUUGAAAUACGUUUUCGGCCUGCCGAUGGGCUUCCACGACUGGUGGAUCUGCCACGAGUACAUCAUCUUCGCCGAAGCCUUCGGGCACAGUGGCUUGCGAGUGUACUCCACUACCCCAAGCAUCGUCUCUCCACUGCUGAAGUUGUUCCGCUGCGAACUCGUGGUAGAAGAUCAUGACCUGCAUCACCGAAAGGGCUGGAGGAAGAGUCAGAACUAUGGCAAGCAGACCAGACUUUGGGACCGUAUCUUUGGAACAUGCGGUGAACGCAUCGAAGCUGCCGAUUCCAACAUCGAUUACAACAAUUCAGUCGACUUUCCACUCUGGUAG